This is a messenger RNA of Ostrinia nubilalis (European corn borer), 4069 nucleotides long. RefSeq lists its product as uncharacterized. Bases 2378 to 4069 code for a protein of 563 amino acids. The record is from RefSeq and is a predicted model, not a curated record. The transcript has 6 exons. Lineage: Eukaryota; Metazoa; Arthropoda; Insecta; Lepidoptera; Crambidae.
AAUCAAAUGCAAAUCAUAAACAUUAGAUUGUGAUUGAGAGAGCAUGUUGCAAUGUUUUUGUUUAUACAUAGUAGGUUGACCUACUCAUUGAGUUAUUACAUAGGUUUAAACUUUAGUGCAGUGUAGUCGUUAAAAUAUAUAGAACUGAGUGAUAACAAAAAUAGAUCGAGAAACUCAUGAACCAUUCAAUGUUUUUAUUUAGGUAAAUGAUAGGGAAUAAAGACUCUUCUUAAGCUCUUCCCUAGCAGAAACUCUAUCUAUCUAACUAAUGUUAUUUUUAUAGUUUUGGGAUUCUUUACCUCUGAUGUUUAAAACACCAAAAGUAAAAGAUUGUUUGACUCGUUAAGUCCUAUUACAUUACAUGACACUUUUAUCUUGUGGCAUAGCGUUCACUUCUGUAAAUAAGAUAAGCAUAUUUUGAUACUGUAUCAAGCGCUGAUAUGGAACUUAAAUUAUUUAAUAAUAUUGAGAUAAUAUGGUAGAGGGAGGAGGUCAACUUUAACAGAAGAGUAGUUUUACAACACAAAUUGCAUUAUGGCCCCAAACCUACAAAGCCCUUUCAUUGAUGGACCCAGAUUACCUACUUGGAGAAAGCGUUGGCCUAGUUACAUCGACGACAUUCUGCAUACUGAUUCAGAAAAACAUAUUGACAUGCUGUGACAACAAUAGAAUGACGUAGCCAUAUCAAUCAUGGUCAAUAUCCUAAACCAUUAAUCGAGGAUCCUUUUCAACUUCAAAACAUCCAACAAAGACCUCCCCCAAUAAUUUAUACAACAAUCGGUCCUGCGCUGCCGAAUCGACUAUAAGGAAUUAUUAAGGAUAAUAAUGCCCGUUUUCACCAUCAAUCCCUAAUUUUUAUGUGACCCCUAUGGUAACACUAAACAGGAAUUAUGAUUUCAUAGGGGUCACUUAAAAGUAAGGGAUUGAUAGUGAAAACGGGCUUAAGCCUAUUAUUUCGUUCAUAAUACUUUGUAACUUUAAAUUGUAUGUUAAUUUAGUUAUACAUGGUUUGGUAACCUACCCAAGAAGGCAGAAGCUAGAUAUUUAAAAGGUUCAUAAGAUGAAACUAAUGGGGAUAAGCCAUUCAUAAAACGGAUCUUUGAUGAUGUUGAAGAAAUAAGUGAAGAAGAAAUGUCAUGCGAUGAAAAGACUUAAACCCAAGAAAAAACGAAUUUCAAUAUUCUCCCUUUUGUUGCAAAAAUAACUUUAAAUCAUUUACGGGGUGAAAAGGCAGAUCAGUUUAACAAUUUUUUUUGUUAAAAAUCUAAGGUGUGAUGAUAAACUGAUGAAGGCUGUAAGAUUGUCAUUCAACCCAACCAAGUUAGGCUUUAUUGCAAACUAGCUUUCCGCCCGCGGCUUCGCCCGCGUGGAAUUUUGUCUGUCACAGAAAAACUUUAUCGCGCGCGUCCCUGUUUCAAAAACCGGGAUAAAAACUAUCCUAUGUUCUUUCCCGGGACUCAAACUAUCUCUAUGCCAAAUUUCAUCAAAAUCGGUUGCGAGGUUUAAGCGGGAAAGCGUAACAGACAGACAGACAGACAGACAGACAGAGUUACUUUCGCAUUUAUAAUAUUAGUUGGGAUGUCAUUAAUUUAUCACAUAAAAUCUACUCCAAACUUUAUAGGCAUGGUAGCUAACAUGAUAAAGUUUUUGAGUACGUUCGAGUAAGUAGAUGGGUAUUAUGUUUUUCUUUGAUAAAACAUUAAGAUACCACUCACGUUCUUACGUGUACCUACCAGUGGAUAGACACUUCUCAUACAAAAACUAGUCUCUAUAUGUAGCAAUUGAUAUACAACCUUAUCCCUUAAGCAAUAAAGUGCAUUUUGGAUUGAUUUCACUAUAGCAGGGGAACCCGCGGAUCAAUACCACCAUACUAAAAAUAAUUGUUAGUGUCCUUAUGUUGGUAGUAUUGUUAGUUUGACAAAUGAAAAAAAAUGUCUGUCAAUUGAGUUUGAGUUUUUAACCGGCGAAUUGAUUCGUGUGAAGUUAUUUUCUCAGAUUUGGUGCAAUAUUACUGUAAAUAAACUUUUCUGUCGUUUACGUUGAGUUGAUUAAGUUCCUCCGUAUCGGGCGUGAUAAAGUUUGCUGUUCAGUGUUAUGUUUUUUGUGAGAUAGAGACUCUUUUAAAUAAGCUGUGUUUCAACUUCUACAGAAGUUUAAACUCUUAUUUACUUUUCUGUUUAAUGGGUAUGUUAUCUACUUACUUGAAAUAUUACAUCUAUUACAAAUCUAUUUUUCAUUAAAAACAACCCUAUGUGAUGAAAAUGUAAAUGUACUUUCAAAACUGGUAAAUGCAUGAACCAGGGCAUUGACACUGGUUGGAGAGAAAUUAUAGGCUUUGUUUAAUUAAUACCUAUUUCAUUUUAGGCUUCUACUGAUAAUGGAGAGUAGAAACAACAAGAAGUGCGUUAUUUGUAAUAAGAGGCGAAGUCGUGGUGGAUCACCCUUACUUUUGAGUAGGUUUCCUCUGGAUUCUGACCGUUGUCGAAUGUGGGUUAAAAAUGCUGGCUUAGAAGACUUAGCAUAUGUACCUAUUGAAAAGUUACACCAACUGAAGUUUGUUUGUGGUGGGCACUUCACUCCUGAAUCCUUCAAUGCCAAAGGAACUCGGCUGAAGAACUCAGCUAUUCCAACACUGGAAUUGAGCAAUCCCAUCUUGCCAGAUGAAGUUUUGACAGAGUUUCCUCUUCAUGUAAAAGACUCCAAUAAAGAAAACCUCAAGACAGUUCUUUAUGAUCAUUCAUUUUGCAUUCCAAAGAAGUCAAAUCCAGUUGAACGAGUUCCCCUUACAACUACAACCAAACAACUAAAUUCAACAUGUUUGGGAGCUGUGGAUAUACCAGAUUCUGGUAUUUCUGCGAAAACAACUUUUGAACCUCUUCCUUCUACUUCCAAUGCACCAGAACAUAUGACCUAUAAACCCAUUACUCAUGAUGAUAAAAACAUUUGCCAUCAAGAUGCACAGGCAGAAAUAUUAGUCCACAGUUAUAAAAGACCUAAGAAAAACAUUGAAAUGAAAGACACUUCAUCAACAUUUACAAUUAAAGAGAAGAGGCUUUGGCGACAGUUACAAAAUGCAAAAAAAACAAUAAGGAAUAUAGCGAAGGUAGUUGCAGAAGAACACAACAGAAAUUUUUUAAAUAUUAAAAAACUGAAUAGUACCAUUGUAAAUCCAACAUUCAAAACUAAGAUGAGGGUGAAGUAUGCUGCGCAUGCUCUGAGUAAUACCGUGGCAGCUAUUUUAAAAAUGAUGGCAUGGAAAGAAGUUUCUGAUUGCAAUGAUACAGCAUUUGUGAUUGAACAGUUAGAUAAACUAUUUGAUUGUACAAAUGGUCCAUCAUCUUUAAAUGACGUAAAGAAAGGGAUCCGGGAAAAUGUUUCCACAUCAAGUAAUCACAUUGAGUCUUGGACCUUUUAUACUGAUAAGUUAAAAACCAUAAAAUUUAUAACAGCAGAAAACACGAUACUAAAAAAUGUUAAAUGCGUAAAGGGAUAUCAAAUAUCUAUCAAAUCCUUAAACGAUAUUUGGGAAAAGUUAAAGAAUGAAGGGUUUAAAUAUAUGAACCUUAGACAGUUUAACCAAGACUCUCUGGAAAACUUAUUUGGAAUCAUUAGGCAACACAGUGUAACCAAUAGAAAUCCCACUAUCACGCACUUUACUGCAGCGCUUAAAACAAGCAUGGUUACUGGGCUGAAAGUGCCUCAUAGCAGAAGUGCUAAUUGUGAAGCAGACAACAAUAAACAUAUGCUGGAAUAUAAAGACAUUUUAAAAACUAAUUUAAAAACAACAGAAAUAAAAAUUAAUGUUCAAGAUUCCACAGACACUGAAUUUUAUCCUGUGUUGUCUAUCCCGGACCCUGAAAACUUAGAACAGCCCAUUGAAAAUUUGUGUAGCCUUGAAAACCAACCAGUAGUAUAUGUAAGCGGGUAUUUAGCUGCCAAACUAUUACAGAACAGUUCUUGUUUAAUUUGUGAAGAGUGUUUGAGCGUGAAAACUCCUGUUGACAAUGACUUGUAUGUGUCACCGGAAAAUAACAAGACUCGUAAGUUGAUCAAUUUUCUAGGUAGUUGA